AUGACGGACACGUACUGCGACCCUUCCGAUCCUUCCGGAACUUUCCUCGCCACUCCCCAAUUCCUCUCGCUCGCCCUCCACUCGUUCGGAUUCGUCGCGAUUCCCGUCCAUCUCUUCGGCGCCUACUGUAUUCUGGCCAAGACUCCGCCGUCUAUGGACUCGAUCAAAUGGAGCCUCCUCAAUUUCCAUUUUUGGAGCUGUUUCGUGGAUCUGGGACUGAGUCUGCUCACCACUCCGUUCGUUUUGGUGCCCCUCAUGGCCGGUUAUCCGUUGGGCAUUUUGAGAUUCACGUGGAUGACCACAGCCGAUCAGACCUACUUUCAAGUCGUUUCCGUUGUCGGUGAGAUUUGUUUUACUUUUAGAAUGACGCGUUACAUUUGCAAAUCUCAGUGAUGGGCGUCUCGAUAUUCGGUCUUUUCGAGAAUCGCUUUCUCAUUUUAUCACCUGCCAAUCACUGGUGGCAUCGGGUUCGAGUACCGUGGUUCAUUCUCAACUACGUCGUAGCCGUCACCUUUUUCUAUCCGGUCUACUAUUUUAUACCCGAAGAUCAGGAAGCCGGCAAGCAAUACGUCAUACAGGUACUUUCUUUGAUGUUAGGCCAACGCGCUCUACCGCUAAUCCCUUUCGAGAGAAGCAUCGAACGUUUUAUUAGGACACAAUUGUACUUUUUCGUGCGUAAACCCGUAAAGGCUCAAAAGGCGCGAAUUCAAAUUUUUGGGGAAAAUCUAUUUUUUCGUUUUUUUUGCGGGGAUCAAAAUUAAAACUUUUGCUUUGAUGCCAAUAAAAACUAUUUUUGAGAACUACAUUUCUUUUAUAUGCUCGAUAAUUGCAAAAUUCGUUAGUUCUACGAAAAACAAACAUUUUUUUAAAUCAAUAGUUCAAAAUUUGGAUUCCCGCUUUUUGAACCGGGCCGGAGUUUUGAAAAUUUUGGCCCGGCCCGUGGCAACUCUGUUUAACAGUGUUGUAAUGAAAGCCCUAACAUCGCCCUAAUCGAUUGUUUCUUCCAGAUACUUCCGUGCCUCUCCGCAGAAGUCAAAUCCGCUCCGAUCUUCCUGCUCGCCGACUCGACGGCCCUGUUCCUGAGGUCCGGAGCCGCCGAGCUCGCCUUUCUCUCUUUCGAGCUCGGCGUUCUUUUCGUCCAAAUCACAAAAUCAUUCGACCGAUACGGCCGCAAACUCUCCCGCCGAACCGUCAAUCUUCAACGCAAACUGAUCCGCGCCCUGAUUCUCCAACUUCUCCUCCCAUUCUUUAUUCUCGUUUUUCCCAUUGUUUUCCUGGGAAUUAGUUGUUGGGUGAAGUAUCACAAUCAGGCACUCAACAAUCUUUCGUUCAUUCUCAUUUCGUCCCACGGGUUCUUCUCCACGAUCGCCAUGAUUUCCGUACAAGCGCCUUAUCGGGAAGAGGUGCUCCGAUUGGUUUUUUGUGGAAAACGAAACAUUCGGAAGAAGAGUAUGACUCUGAAUUCCAUCAAUGUUCAGCCCUUAAAUAUUGUUGCCAUAACCAAAUAG
Molecule: messenger RNA, 1508 nt
Organism: Caenorhabditis sp. 36 PRJEB53466
Lineage: Eukaryota; Metazoa; Nematoda; Chromadorea; Rhabditida; Rhabditidae
Source: the annotation of a GenBank genome assembly